CAACAGCAGCAGUUAGUCAGCCACCUCGGUCGCUUGCUAGACAAAAUAGCAGAACCAAUAAAUCUAUUUAGACGCUUUAGUGUAUAUUAGCCACUGAGUUUUAAACCCACUUCCUUCGUCGAGUUAGUCAUCCGAUUUAAUUUCAUAUUUACGGUGUUGUUGUUAUUAGUCAGUUAGCGGGCUGGUUAAGUUAGCAUUAGCCUCGCUAGCUAACAUUCCCGACCAUGAGCUCACUAAGGUUCUCCCCUCCUGCUGAAAAAGAGGAGGUUUGCUGGACGGAAAAAGAGGGACUGUGGCUUAACGUUGUUGUGAAAGAGGAGGCAGAGGAGUACACAAUACAAAAACAAGUGGAGGGAGAGGCUGUUACAGUGAAAGAAGAAGAGAAAGACGUUUCAGUUAAAGAAGAAGAAGACGCGUUCAGAGUGAAAGAGGAAGAGGAUGUUACAGUAAAAGAAGAGGAGGAAGAGGAUGAUGCGUGUUUUCGAGUGAAAGAGGAGGAGGGGGAGAUGACUGUGACAUUGAAAAAAGAGGAGGAAACUGGAUAUCUGGGCUCGGUUUCCCAAAGGCAUGUUAAGGCAUCCAAUGGUUCUAAAGUUGAACGGGCCCUGAUUAAUACUAGAGAGAGACAGGACUAUCGUGGAUCCUCUGGGGUGUCAACAGGAGAGAGAUGUGAGUAUCCUGGGUCCUCUGGGGAGUCUCAACAACAACAACAUGAUGCUGAAGAGGCAGAGAAGAGUCUCUUCAGAUCAGAACACCCCAAGAAACACCAGCAGAGACCCACAUUGACGAAUCCUUACUGCUGCUCUGACUGUGAGAAGAAUUGCAAAUCUUCAUCAGAACUUAAAAUACACCAGAGAAUCCACACAGGAGAAAAGCCGUACCACUGCUCUCAUUGUGGAAUGAGUUUCUCUAGAUCAUAUUCAUUGAAAACACACCUGCUAAUUCACACAGGAGAGAAAUCUUAUAGCUGUACUCAAUGUGGAAAGAGUUUUACUACAUCUUCCAAUCUGACUAAACACCAGAAAACACACACAACAGAGAAACCUUAUAGCUGUGAUCAAUGUGGGAAGAGUUAUGGUACAGCUAGCUAUCUGACUUUACACCAGAGAACACACACAGGAGAGAAAUCUUACAGCUGUGAUAAAUGUGAUAAGAGUUAUGUUACAUCUAGCUCUCUGACAGUACAUCAGAGAACACACACAGGAGAGAAACCAUUUAGCUGUAAUCAAUGUGGGAAGAGUUUUACUACAUCUAGCUCUCUGAAGGUACACAAGAGAACACAUACAGGAGAGAAACCCUGUAGCUGUACCCAAUGUGGAAAGAGUUUUACUCGAUCAAGCUCCCUGCAAAUGCACCAGAGAAUACACACAGGUGAGAAACCAUAUAGCUGUAAUCAAUGUGGGAAGAGUUUUACUCAGCCAAAUGGACUGAUAUUACACCAGCGCACACACACAGGAGAGAAACCAUAUAGUUGUACUCAAUGUGGGAAGAGUUUUAUACAGGCAAGCUGCCUGAAAGUACACCUGAGAACGCACACAGGAGAGAAAUCUUAACACUGCUCUGACUGCGACAAGAGUUUUGUUAGCUUAAGUGAUUUAAAAUCGCACUAGAGAACACAUACACAGGAGAGAAUCCUUAUAGCUGUGAUCAAUGUGACAAACGAUACUUUGAUAAAAGAUCUCUGAUCAGACAUCAGAAAAUACAUACAUGAAAGAGUUGUUUUCAUAAUGUCACAAUGUAGAGCCUAAACGUUUGUCCCCUGUUCUAUUGAUUUCAACAUGAUAUGGAUAUUAGCCUCACAGAAAAAUCCAGGCUCUGAAUUGAAAGGGUACUAUUUAUAUGAUUUAACAAAAAGUGACGUUACGACCCACUUGAAUCAAAAUGCAACACUUCAAAAUGUACAGUUGAAGUCGGAAGUUUACAUACCCCUUAGCCAAAUACAUUUAAACUCCGUUUUUCACAGUUCCUGACAUUUAAUCCUAAUUAAAAUUCCGUCUUAGGUCAGUUAGGAUCACCACUUUAUUUUCAGAAUGUGAAAUGUCAGAAAAAUAGUAGAGAGAAUGAUUUAUUUCAGCUUUUAAUUAUUUCAUCACAUUCCCCGUGGGUCAGAAGUUUACAUACACUCAAUUAGUAUUUGGUAGAAUUGCCCUUAAAUGUUUUAACUUGGGUCAAAUGUUUUGGGUAGUCUUUCACAAGCUGCCCACAAUAAGUUGGGUGAAUUUUGGCCCAUUCCACGUCAAAGAGCCGGUGUAACUGAGUCAGGUUUCUAGGCCUCCUUGCGCGUACACACUUUUUCAGUUCUGCCCAAAGAAUUUCUAUAUGAUUGAGGUCAGGGCUUUGUGAUGGCCACUCCAAUACCUUGACUUUGUUGUCCUUAAGCCAAUUUGCCACAACUUUGGAAGUAUGCUUGGGGUCAUUGUCCAUUUGGAAGACCCAUUUGCGACCAAGCUUGAGCUCUGUCCUGGGCAGGUGCUCUAUCCAAGUUUUAACUUCCUGACUGAUGUCUUGUUGCUUCAAUAUAGCCACCAAAUUUUCCUUCCUCACGAUGCCAUCUAUUUUGUGAAGUGCACCAGUCCCUCCUGCAGCAAAGCACCCCCACAACAUGAAACUGCCACCCCCGUGCUUCACGGUUGGAAUGGUGUUCUUCGGCUUGCAAGCAUCCCCCUUUUUCCUCCAAACAUAACGAUGGUCAUUAUGGCCAAACAGUCCUAUUUUUGUUCCAUCAGACCAAAAAGUACGAUCUUUGUUCCCAUGUCCAGUUGCAAACCGUAGUCUGACUUUUUUAAGGCGGUUUUGGAGCAGUGGCUUCUUCCUUGCUGAGCGGCCUUUCAAGUUAUGUCAAUAUAGGACUCGUUUUACUGUGGAUAUAGAUUAUUUUGUACCUGUUUCCUCCAAAAUCUUCACAAGGUCCUUUGCUGUUGUUUUGGGAUUGAUUUGCACUUUUCACACCAAAGUACGUUCAUCUCUAGGAGACAGAACGUGUCUCCUUCCUGAGUGGUGUGACGGCUGCGUAGUCCAAUGGUGUUGAUACUUGCGUACUGUUGUUUGUACAGAUGAACGUGGUACCUUCAGGCAUUUGGAAAUUGCUCCUAAGGAUGAACCAGACUUGUGGAGAUCUACAAUUUUUUUCUGAGGUCUUGGCUGCUUUCUUUUGAUUUACUAAUGAUGUCAAGCAGAGGCACUGAGUUUGAAUGUAGGCCUUGAAAUAUAUCCACAGGCACAUCUCCAAUUGACUCAAAUUAUAUCAAUUAGCCUAUCAGAAGCUUCUAAAGCCAUGACAUCAUUUUCGGGUAUUUUCCAAGCUGUUUAAAGGAACAGUCAACUUAGUGUAUGUAAACUUCUGACCCACUGGAAUUGUGAUACAGUGAAUUAUAAGUUAAAUAAUCUGUCUGUAAAUAAUUGUUGGAAAAAUGACUUGUGUCAUGCACCAAGUAGAUGUCCUAACCGGCUUGCUAAAACUAUAGUUUGUUAUCAAGAAAUGUGUUGAGUGGUUGAAAAACGAGUUUUAUUGACUCCAAACUAAGUGAAUGUAAACUUCCGACUUCAACUGUAGCUAGCUGUUUACCACGUUGGUGACCCACUUGAAUCAAAAUGCAACACUUCAAAAUGUAGCUAGCUG
Messenger RNA from Oncorhynchus keta (chum salmon), 3619 nucleotides. RefSeq names its product zinc finger protein 664-like. The coding region runs from base 225 to 1553 and encodes 442 amino acids. The record is from RefSeq and is a predicted model, not a curated record. The transcript is spliced from 2 exons. Gene Ontology annotation, biological process: regulation of transcription by RNA polymerase II. Lineage: Eukaryota; Metazoa; Chordata; Actinopteri; Salmoniformes; Salmonidae. Gene Ontology annotation, molecular function: RNA polymerase II cis-regulatory region sequence-specific DNA binding; DNA-binding transcription factor activity.